AUGACAGUCGCGGAAAGUUACAGCCCAGAAGAUAUCUGGCAGCUUAACCUCGACUGCGAUGACGUUGUUGUAAGCUACCGGCAGGUACUGUCAACGAACACUCCACCGUCCCGUGCACGUGUCGACUUCCGCCAUGGAGCUCUCGGAGUCAAAGCCGAACGGCUCUUGCGAACUUCCAGCUGCGUCACAGUCCAGGACGUAUUUCGUUCUUUGAUCGCAAAGGGCUAUGGGCAGACCAGUCUCUGGUCGGAUGGCGUCACCGGGAACGGUGUUUAUAUCCUGUUCGUUGCUUUCGAGCUUUGGAAUAUGUUCUGCCUUGGCGAGGACAGCCAGAAAGCCUUCCAGUCGCUCGUGAAAGCUGUAAGCCAGAAGUUGAAUGAGGAAGGACAAGCAACCGGUCCUGCUGCACUUGGCCUCCCUAUCGACAUCGAGAUUCCAAGCGGCUUCCCAAUAGUGCAACUCCCACUAUCACGCCACUUGGUCGUCGAAGAAUGA
This is a messenger RNA of Recurvomyces mirabilis, 495 nucleotides long. RefSeq lists its product as uncharacterized. The record is from RefSeq and is a predicted model, not a curated record. NCBI's taxonomy places the organism in Eukaryota, Fungi, Ascomycota, Dothideomycetes, Mycosphaerellales, Teratosphaeriaceae. The transcript is spliced from 2 exons. The coding region runs from base 1 to 495 and encodes 164 amino acids.